AUGGCCUACAAGAUUAACGACCUCCUCCCCUUGCCAAACUCCACCGAGAGUAUCCCGUGCAUUGGUUUCGGUGUCUACCGCUCCCCAGCACACCAAUGCGUCAAAUCGGUGCAGAAGGCGCUCGAGGUGGGAUACCGACACAUCGAUACAGCUCAAUUUUACGGCAAUGAGGCUGAGGUCGGUGAGGCGCUGCGCUCCUCCAACCUGUCGCGCGAGGAGGUGUUUGUUACAAGCAAGAUUCUCAGCCCCGCGGGGUCACCUGAGGCGACAUACGAGAAGCUACUGGAGAGCGUCGAGAAGAUCGGCGGGCCGGGCGGAUAUGUUGAUUUGUUCUUGAUUCACAGCUCCAAGUCUGGUUCUGCGGGUCGGAAGCAUCUGUGGCAGGCGUUGGAGAAGCUGCAAGCUGAAGGCAAGGCCAAGAGUAUUGGUGUGAGCAAUUUUGGUGUGCAUCACAUUGAGGAGAUGAAGUCUUACGCGAAGGUGUGGCCGCCACAGGUCAAUCAAAUUGAGCUGCACCCUUGGUGCCAACAACGCACAAUUGACGCAUAUUGUAAGAAGAAUGGAAUCAUCGUCGAGGCCUACUCGCCUAUUGUGCGCAACUAUAAAGCAAAUGACCCCACUCUGGUCGAGGUGGCGCAGAAAUACAACAAGUCAACCCAACAGGUCUUGAUUCGUUACGCGCUGCAGAAGCAAUGGGUGCCGCUCCCCAAGACGGAUAACCCUGACCGCAUUGCUGCGAAUGCCGACGUCUUCGACUUUCAACUCCAGGCAGAGGAUAUGGAGAUCCUGGAUUCGCUGGACCAGGGCGACGCCGGAGCUAUCGUUGAGGCCGUGGCCAACGAGUGA
Penicillium pulvis is the source of this 846-nucleotide messenger RNA. Its product is annotated as aldo/keto reductase family protein. Gene Ontology annotation, molecular function: oxidoreductase activity. Bases 1 to 846 code for a protein of 281 amino acids. Lineage: Eukaryota; Fungi; Ascomycota; Eurotiomycetes; Eurotiales; Aspergillaceae. The transcript has 2 exons. The record is from RefSeq and is a predicted model, not a curated record.